Pelodiscus sinensis (Chinese soft-shelled turtle) is the source of this 1538-nucleotide messenger RNA. The record is from RefSeq and is a predicted model, not a curated record. NCBI's taxonomy places the organism in Eukaryota, Metazoa, Chordata, Testudines, Trionychidae.
AUGCCUUUGAGGCUCUUUGGCUUUAACAAGCUGGGCGUCGCGUGCGGUGUCACCAGCCACUGGAAGAAGGAGCUGGAUCUGACGGAGGAGACAAAAGACCUGGCCCUGGGGGGGGCGCGAUCCCCGCUCGCCAGCUUCGCCUACGAGAAGGAGCAGCAGGACAAGUACAUGUUUGUGCUCAGUGAGGUGUCCUGUGUGUUUUACAGAUUGCGACUCACAAAGCAGCCCUGGCUGAUGCAACAAUUCUCCCAUGCCCAACGCCACCUUCCGCCCAGCUAUGAACCUGACAUAUACCAGCCCUUCCUGGCCACAUAUGGCACCCACUAUCUGAGCCAGGCAGUGCUGGGCGGGCGUGUGCGGCAGCUGACGGCCAUCCCGACCUGCCGGGCAGCGCUGGACGGGCUGACAGAUGCUGAAAUCAGAGAGAAGGAAAACAGGGAGAACCUGGGCUCCAAGUUCUUCAAAGACCUGGGAUUGAACCAGUUUCCCUCAGGCUCCCACGACAACGAGCCGAGCAGCCAGGGCAGGCUGAGCUCCCCGGUGCCCUACAUGGAGAAGCGCAUCGAGGUGACGGGGGGGGACAGCCACACCCAGGAACUCUUCUCCACCACCCAGAACACCACGACAUUCACAGCCUGGCUGGAGAGCCUCCACGCCAGCCCCAGCCUGGUCUCCUUCUCCCUGGAGCCCAUCCACACGCUGGUUAAGCAGGGAGACCCCCGGCGGGAGGCGCUGAAGCAGGCGGUGAAGGAGUACGUGGCUGAGCGGGAGCAAAGGCGGAACUGCACUGGGAGCUGCCCAGAGGGCGGCUAUGUUGACUCCUUGGAUCCCUGCAAAUGUCACUGCUCCAGCAACCCCGUCACCGACUCCAUGUGCUGCUCCCUCCGGCGGGGCCUGGUCCGGCUCAGUGUCCACGUGCAGUGGGCUAAAGGCCUAUAUGGGGACGUCUCAUCUGGCACCGACGGCUACGUCAAGGUCUUCUUCCAAGGCCAGGAGCUGCGGACUUUCUACAUUGAAGGAAACGACAACCCCAAGUGGUUUCACAAGCUGAACUUCGGGCUGGUGACGCUGUCGGUGCAGCCCAAGCUGAGAGUGGAGGUGUGGGACAGUGACCCACAUUAUGACGACCUGCUGGGUGCCUGCGACAUCGAACUCGAGUCUGGCAAGGACGUCACGCUCAUCUGCAACCUGAACCACGGCUUCUUGAGGUUUUCCUACCUGCUGGAGUGCGGGCCCAACCUGGGCGGGGACAGCUGCCAGGAGUACGUGCCGGUGAGGGGCUAAGGGAAGAGAACCCAGGAGUCCUCGCCCCCAGCCAGCUCCCCUCCAUCUCUGUAGCCCCCAGCCCCUUGCCUGAGCUGGAGUUCCCAAGGCUCUCAAGGAAAUACAGCCCCCUCCUUUCCCAGCAACCCCCCAUCUCCGAGGGCGCAGGGCCGUGCGUAUUCCCAUUCCGUCACUCUUUGCAGUAGCUCUGGUUUUGCUGCACCGUGCAGUUCCACCUCAGCGCCAUCGCGCUAAUAAACGUGGGACCGGCUUGA